CCCGUUACCCAAUCCAUGCGUUAGUGUCAACCAACAUGGCGGCGUACAUCGUCAACAGUGACUCUAGCAGCGAUCUUUUUGGCAGAAUACGGAGAUUUAAGAAUUCUGAAGAGGAAAGACUACUGAAGACAAGUUUAAAACAUAUAGUUCAAAAUGAUCUGCCUUUCAUUAACUUGGUCAUAGACUCAUGUAAUGGAAAAAGAGGAGGUUUGUUUACGGAAGCCUGUGUGGAACUUUCGCCCUAUGUUGAAGAUGUUGGAGUUGAUACUGAGGAAAUUGGCUUGAUUAACAUGAGAUUACUGUUCAAAUUGGACAUUUUUGAAAAAUUCUUGGAGAAUGGAAUCGAUUCUGUACUUAAUGACACAGAUAUAGUGACCGUUUUCCUGACUUUACUGGAAUUUCUUCGAGAUCGUAAGGUCCAUGGGAAAGCAAUAAAAGAAAUAAUUAAAGAAGCUCCUGGUAAAACAACUGUUAUGGUAGCCCUUGCCCAACACCUACUGUCACAGCUGGUUCCUGACAAAGAAUAUCUUGUGGAUUCAACAGCAAAGCAGCUUCCCAAAAAAUGUCCAGAUUGCAAUGUUCAGAUCCAAGCUGGGAAUACUUCAAUAGGGUCAUUGUCCACCUGGCAUGGGAGAGCAGACAUCCUUAUAAACAAAACUAUUGCAGUUACAGUUGUAGAAGAAGAUACAGAAACUGGAAAUUCUUCAAAUGAUUCAAAAUUAAGAAAUUCUUCAAAUGAUACAAAAUUAAGAAAUUCUUUACAUGAUACGGACAUGGAAAAUGCCUUAAAUGAUGCAGAUUUAGGAAGCUCUUCAGAUUCAAUUAAUGUGGAACCAUCUAUUAAGAGACGGAAAACAGCGUCAAAUGAAAAAACUGAGAUCUUUAUUGAUGUAAGCAGAGGAGAGGACAUUCUGACUAAUUUAUAUACCUUGGACCAGAUAGUGGCAGAGACGGUAACAAAUGGAUUUGCACAGGUUAAUAUGGACAAUUUAUUAAGUGGUCUGUUUAUUCCUACAAUUGGGUGUACGGCUGGACAUGCUUCGAUUUUCCUUUACGACCCUGAAAAUGACAUUCUGCUGCAGGCUGGUGAACUGUUACAACUCUGGCAUGUAUCGCCUUCAGAAAGACUGCUUUCUGUUUUUUCCAUUGUCUGUCUUUGGCUAUUUUUAAAUUUUAAAACAUUCAGUGUUAAAAACCUGAAAGACAAAGUUAAAUUAGACAAAUCCAGAUUUCAUGAGUACAUGAAAUAUAAGUUGAGAUUCUAUAAAGAGAUACAAAUUGGGAUGUUGUCUUGCACUUCAACAUCCCCGAGGCCUCUAGGGACCUUAACACAAGACUUAAAAAUGUACUGCACGUUCAGGAAACCCAGUGAACACAUUCGAUGAGGAAGACACUCCAGAUCAGUAGAGACUGGAGCGACAGGAUUUGGUCCAUCUUGAAGGGAGAUUGGGUGGUCUGAGGAAGCAAAGUGGACAUAUGCUGAUGUUGGACGUCCAUCUAUGGCCAGUGUGUAAUUUUAUCUAAUAAUUUGCACAUGUAAUUUUGGCUAGAAACAUAAUUUUUUUGGUAUGGUGUGGAAUCCUUAAAAUACACAUGGAGUGUGGUGUAUAUAUAUAUAUAGAUGUUGAUGGGUUAAUAAGGGCUGGCUAGGUUCAUUGUCAUUUUAUGCAUACCAUCCUACAUGUAUAUACAAAAUUGAACAGUUCACUCAUCAUUGUGGACAAUUUACCAAGCAUACUUCUGAAAAAAUCAGGAUUUGAAUAAAUUUACAACAAUCAAAAUCCA
Molecule: messenger RNA, 1785 nt
Organism: Pecten maximus
Lineage: Eukaryota; Metazoa; Mollusca; Bivalvia; Pectinida; Pectinidae
Exons: 3
Coding region: 36-1385 (449 amino acids)
Source: RefSeq, a predicted model, not a curated record